UAGGCGCCGGUUCAUCAGCAGAGAAGACGUAUUUUGCUUCUUCAGCUCCGCCAGGGAGCAUAUCGGAGCUUUAGUACUGAUUGUUUGUUUUUUUUUUCUCGCCGGAGACGGCGAAGAGGAUACCAGGCCCCGCCUUAGAGAUGGAGACAGUUGAACCACAGUCAUUGAAGAAGCUUAGCUUCAAAUCUCUCAAACGAGCCCUAGACCUUUUCUCUCCGGUCCACGGCCAUGUCGCUCCUCUCGAUUCCGAAAGCAAAAAAAUUCGUAUCAGUCAUAAGAUAAGUGUUGAGUACGGAGGACUGAAGAACACCGGUACUAAGCCUACUGGCCAGGCAAGUUCCGCUCCCGACAGUGCUAUUGGAACUUCAGCGCCUUCCAAUGCCCUCGCACUUCCUGGUCCAGGUGAUUCUAGGGAUGUGAAGUCUGGGGCACAAAAUGCAGUGGUUAUUGGUCCAACCGUGCAGCCAAACACACAAAAUGACGGUGGUCUUCAGGGAAGAAGCUCAGCUAUUGUUUCGGCACCUGGUUCAUCCGAAAGGAUGUCUACUUCUGCAAUUAUGGAAAGAAUUCCAAGCAAGUGGCCACGUCCAGUUUGGCAUGCUCCGUGGAGAAAUUAUAGGGUCAUAAGCGGUCACUUAGGGUGGGUAAGAUCAGUUGCAUUUGAUCCCAGUAACACGUGGUUUUGUACGGGUUCAGCAGAUCGUACAAUCAAGAUUUGGGAUGUUGCAAGUGGAAAGUUAAAACUCACAUUGACAGGCCAUAUUGAGCAAGUACGAGGUCUUGCUGUCAGCAACAGGCAUACCUACAUGUUUUCGGCUGGUGAUGACAAACAAGUUAAAUGCUGGGACUUGGAACAGAAUAAGGUCAUUCGUCAUUACCAUGGUCAUCUGAGUGGUGUUUACUGUUUGGCUCUUCAUCCAACAAUAGAUGUUUUGCUUACUGGAGGACGUGAUUCUGUCUGCCGGGUGUGGGACAUUCGAAGUAAGAUGCAAAUUCAUGCCCUCUCUGGACAUGAUAACACAGUUUGCUCAGUUUUUACUCGACCUACGGACCCACAAGUUGUGACUGGCUCCCAUGACACAACUAUCAAGUUUUGGGACCUCAGAUAUGGGAAGACCAUGACAACACUGACAUACCAUAAGAAAUCUGUUCGGGCAAUGGCAUUGCAUCCUAAAGAGCACAGUUUUGCAUCUGCCUCAGCUGACAACAUCAAGAAAUUUAACCUCCCCAGAGGGGAGUUUGUGCACAAUAUGCUUUCUCAGCAAAAGACUAUAAUCAAUGCAAUGGCUGUCAAUGAGGAGGGUGUAAUGGCGACUGGAGGUGACAAUGGUAGUUUAUGGUUCUGGGAUUGGAAGAGUGGUCACAACUUUCAGCAAUCUCAAACAAUUGUACAACCUGGGUCGUUGGAUAGCGAAGCUGGUAUCUAUGCCCUUUCCUAUGACAUAACUGGUUCAAGGCUCAUAACAUGUGAAGCUGACAAAACAAUUAAAAUGUGGAAAGAGGAUGAAAAUGCUACCCCCGAAACUCAUCCUCUCAACUUCAAGCCACCCAAAGAUAUCCGAAGAUUCUAGACUCAGGUUCUCGAAAGGGUUAGUGUGUUAUUUCAGGUUACUUUGUAUGCAUUGAGAAGUUAUGUAGACUUAGAAAUUCCAUACUCUCUAAUUCUGAUAAAUUGAAAUUUGUAUAUAUGUAAAUUAGGCAAUUUUUCUAAAAAGGUUGCAAAGUUUACUGUUUUUGUUUAUUACCAAGUCGAAAAUUUUUAGAGAAUAUUUUCUGAUUGAUAUUCAAAGUUUUCUAAUGAAUGGUUGAAUUACUGUAAUCA
Molecule: messenger RNA, 1822 nt
Organism: Cucumis sativus (cucumber)
Lineage: Eukaryota; Viridiplantae; Streptophyta; Magnoliopsida; Cucurbitales; Cucurbitaceae
Product: protein pleiotropic regulatory locus 1
Exons: 17
Coding region: 141-1571 (476 amino acids)
Biological process (GO): mRNA splicing, via spliceosome
Cellular component (GO): catalytic step 2 spliceosome; precatalytic spliceosome; Prp19 complex
Molecular function (GO): protein binding
Source: RefSeq, a predicted model, not a curated record